GUCACACAUAUUCGCCUGGUGGAUGACAACGGAAACAUUUACGCUCCUGCCUUCUACAACUACCUGACUGCCUGGACCGCUAAUGACGCCAUGGCAUACGCAGCUUCGAUGGCCAACUUCCAUCCCAUGACAAAAUACUGGUUGCAUGAUCCCAACGACUUAGAUUUUGAAGUCCACAAAUCGCAGCUCCUGAUGUAC
This is a messenger RNA of Candidula unifasciata, 198 nucleotides long. The record is from the annotation of a GenBank genome assembly. Lineage: Eukaryota; Metazoa; Mollusca; Gastropoda; Stylommatophora; Geomitridae.